AUGGUAGAUUCUCCGGUACCUGUGAGGCACCGUUUAUUGACAAGACCAGAUUCUAUGCGUUUCUUCCCUUCAAGAGGAGGAGUUAUAAUUUUUACUUACAGUUUCACCGUUGUUUCUAUUUUGUUUAUGCUAUUCCUUGUAAAUAAUGCUUUUCAUCCUUCGCGCAGAAAUCAUUUUUCUAAAGUUUUGUCUCACAUUUUCAACAACUCUACAUUUGCUCAACCCCCUUCUUACACCCCUCAUAUUACCAAUGACACCACUAAGAAUGGCGAAUUAGUGGAUGGUUCAUUUUAUCAACCUCCUUCUUACACUUCUCAUAGCACCAAUGACAAUAAUACUCAUAAUCAAAGUUCACAUUCUAAUAAGGAUGGUAAAUUUGUCGAUCAUAGGCCUGCGAGUUCUCAAAUGUCAAGAAAGGAAGGUUCUGGUCUUGCGCCGAAGAGAAGUAAGAAACGUAAACGAAAACAUGGUAAAUUGUAUCCACCAAUUCCUGCUAGAAUUAAACCACAAGAAGAGAAGUCUUUUUCACCUAUGCCUUCACCAAAUGCUAGAGUGGAUUCUAAAAAUGUGAUGCAAAGUGAUGGACACUGUGAUAUGUAUGAAGGGUCAUGGGUUUAUGAUGAUUCAUAUCCACUUUACAAACCUGGGUCUUGCCCUCAUAUUGAUGAGCCUUUUAAUUGUUUCCUCAAUGGUAGGAGGGAUAAUAAGUAUGAGAAGUACAGGUGGCAACCCAAGAAUUGCAACAUGCCAAGGUUUAAUGGUAAUGACAUGUUGGAGAUGCUGAGGGGAAAACGUUUAGUCUUUGUUGGUGAUUCCCUCAAUAGGAAUAUGUGGGAAUCUAUGGUUUGUGUUCUUAGUAAUUCAGUGGAAAAUAAGAGCAGCAUUUUUGAAGCCUCUGGUAGACAAGAAUUUCGGACAGAGGAUUCUUACUCAUUUAUCUUCACAGAUUACAAUUGUUCCGUUGAGUUCUUCCGUUCCCCGUUUCUUGUUCAAGAGUGGGAGGUUCCCAGCCAGAAGGGAUCAAAAAAAGAAACACUUCGUCUUGAUUUGGUGGAGAGAUCUUGUGAUAAGUACAAAAACGCUGAUGUUUUGAUCUUCAACACAGGUCAUUGGUGGACUCAUACGAAAACAAUGGAAGGGAAGGAAUACUAUCAAGAAGGAAAUCAUGUCCAUGGACUACUGACUGUUGAGGAGGCAAUUACUAAAGCUUUUUUAACAUGGUCACAUUGGGUGGAUACUAAUAUUGAUCCUAAGAAAACUACAGUUUUCUUCAGGGGCUAUUCCCCUUCUCAUUUCAGGGGUGGAGAGUGGAACUCUGGUGGUCAGUGUAACGAGACAGAACCAAUGAAAACUGCGCCUGCAGAUUCGUCAGAAAAUCCUGAUAUGAUGAAGACCAUUGGGUCAGUAAUUAAGAGAAUGAAGACUCCGGUGUUUUACCUGAACAUCUCGACAAUGACGGAUUUGAGGCCUGAUGCUCAUCCUUCCAUGUACAGAAACGCAAAUAUGUCUGAAGAGACCAAAAAAUUUACGCUCACACAUCAGGAUUGUAGCCAUUGGUGUCUUCCAGGUGUUCCUGACUUGUGGAAUGAAUUAGUGUAUGCCCACCUUUUGCAGCGCAUGAAAAGAAACAAGGGAAACCGUUGA
This is a messenger RNA of Trifolium pratense (red clover), 1644 nucleotides long. RefSeq names its product protein trichome birefringence-like 4. The transcript is spliced from 5 exons. The record is from RefSeq and is a predicted model, not a curated record. Bases 1 to 1644 code for a protein of 547 amino acids. Gene Ontology annotation, molecular function: O-acetyltransferase activity. Lineage: Eukaryota; Viridiplantae; Streptophyta; Magnoliopsida; Fabales; Fabaceae. Gene Ontology annotation, cellular component: Golgi apparatus.